Chiloscyllium plagiosum (whitespotted bambooshark) is the source of this 3314-nucleotide messenger RNA. RefSeq names its product nitric oxide synthase trafficking (gene nostrin). NCBI's taxonomy places the organism in Eukaryota, Metazoa, Chordata, Chondrichthyes, Orectolobiformes, Hemiscylliidae. Gene Ontology annotation, biological process: signal transduction. Gene Ontology annotation, molecular function: protein binding. The record is from RefSeq and is a predicted model, not a curated record. Gene Ontology annotation, cellular component: plasma membrane; cytoplasm.
UGUCUGCUCAAAGUACAAGUGCAAACUCGCAAGCAACACUCAUUUUCCUGGUGCGUGUGAAUUCAGAAGAAGGGCAAAAUGAGAGAUCCUGUGAGCGGGUGUACUCAUGAUCGAAUGUAUCAACAUAUCAAGAUGUUUGCCAAAAAUGGUGACAGUUACUCCAAAGAACUCAUAUCUGUCCUUCAGCAGAGAGCUGACCUAGAAAAGAAGUAUGGCAAAGGACUCUUGCGACUUGCAAACAAAAUUACCAAAGCAUCUGCCAAUAUAAUUAAAAACUCCAUAUUUGAUGGGUGGAACUGCGUCUCUCAAGAAAUGACGUUUACUGCAGAAUUGCACGGGAAAUUAGCCAUUGCCAUUCAGCAAGAAGCAAUUAAACCAAUCCGUCAAAUGCUGGAUGAACAUACUAAAAGGAGAAAGUCAGUGGAUAAUGCUGUUGAAAAGUCAUCAAAACUUGUUACAGACAACUGGAAUCAACAAAUUAAGAUGAAAAAGAAGUUGAUGCGAUCUGCCAAAAACCAUGAAUCUAACUCUGAUUUGGUGGAGAACAACAAACAAAUAGUAUCUGAAAAAGAGAAAAGAAAGCUGUUGAAAAAAAUGAAAAAAUCAUCAGGGAUACUGACAAAAAUUGACCAGCAGUAUUAUGAACUAAACAGGGCUGGUGAGGACGUCAGACUCAAGUGGGAGUCUACAUUUGAACACUCUUAUCAGGUAAUAUAUGAUUUGGAAAAAGAAAAGAUAAGGCUGCUAUGUGACAUUUUAAACAAAUACAGUGAACAUAUCACUAGUUUUGGAAGAACACUCAUCGAACGUCAAAGUCAAAUUCAUGAAGCUGUACAAAAUAUCGACAUUGAGAAAGAUAUUCAGAUAUUGUUGGACAACACAUCCAUUUUAUCAGAUGAAAACAAAACCGAAUUUCUUCUUACAGAUUAUUAUGAGGAAGAUGGUAGAAACACAAUGGAUAAGGAAAGAAGGAAGACUGCACUAGCACAGAAACUGCAAAGACUCCAGGAUGAUAUAAACAAAGUAAAGAAGGAUAAAGAAGGGUUGGAAAAAAUGAUCAGUACAAGUUUCAAAAGUCCUUCAUUUUCAGAUCCACAGACUGAAGAAAAAACUGUCUCAAUGCGAGAUGAGGCAUCUCUGAAACUAAUUCUCUUGGAAUUAAAUUUCUACAAACUUGCAUCAACUAUGGCAGAGCUAGAAGGAAAUCCUAAACCUUCCCAUCCAUUAAGUGAAAACAUCCUUAAAUGGAAAGAUAAGGAAUAUCAUCACAGCUUGGUACAGGUAUCACGUUCAAUGAAGAUGAAAGAUGUGCAGUGUAACAGAACAUUAAACUCUGCAUCUUCAGAUAGCAGGAGAGAUCACUACAAACACAGCCCCCAGCAGACAUCUGAAGUCAUAUAUGUAAAUCAUACAAUUCAUUCAAAUCAUUCAGAGUCAGGAACAGAGCGAUCAGAAGUGGAUGCAAACUCACCUGACUAUGUAAUCAAUCCUGUUGAGGAGAUUGGAACAUGCAAAGCUCUAUAUGAUUAUCAGGCUGCCAGAGAUGAUGAACUUAACCUGAAACAAGGUGACAUACUUACUAUUUACAAAAAGGAUGCUACGGGAUGGUGGCUUGGCAGUUUGCAAGGAACGAAGGGCAUUUUCCCAGCUACCUAUGUAGAGGAAUUACCCCAAAUGGAAAAAAUCAGAUCAACAGAAGCAUAAAAUAGUUCAGACACUACAUGUCACUUAUUGUUGGAUGACAACAGGGUGAUUUGGAAAACUUCUGAAAAGAAGAGUUGUAGUAUUUCAAUACAAUCCUGCAAACUUGAAUUAAUUUUUAUUUUAAAAUCUCAUACAAGUUUUGGACAAGGACUGUUUUAAAUCUUAAAUGUGGUCAUGUAAUUUAUGCUUGUGAACUGAAAAGCAAACACAGAACUUACUGCAGCUAGCAAACCGAUUUACUCUCUCAAAGUUCUCUUGCAGAGUUACUGUAAGUGCAAGUGGAGAACAGUACCCUCUACAGGAUGUUUGGGACCAGCAAAGAGAGCACACAACUAUCUCCUUCAUCACAUUGAACGUUAGAAUACUCAGUCCGGACAAGGAGUUAAGUCAGAAUAACACAGUAAAUUUUAAAAUAGGUACUAAAAAUGAAAGAAACAGGGUUUAAGAAGUUUGGCUUGAGAGAAUCAAGACAAAGAAAAAAAGUCUGCUUUUCAUUUCUGAAGGAAUUGUAAAAUACUCAGUAUCAGUGACAGUUUGUCAGUAAUUAAGACUGACCAUGCUAUUAAAAGGAAAACGUAGUCUGAAAUAGGCAAGCUCAAACUUUGUGGUAUGUCAAGUUUGUCUUUGCCAUAUAAUUGUAGUGAAGUCAUACCAUUUGAUGCACUUGAACGGGAGAGCAGACAUCAAGAUGUUAUUUUGAGCAGCACAAUGAGGACAGCGCAUCUUCAAUUUUCACAUUUUAACUGUUUCUAUGGUCAAGUAAAGUUGCUGUUCAAAUCAUGCAUUAAUGAUGCUGUUAGCUUCAGUUACUUUUAUAGAAAAUACUAGCCCUUUAGUGACAUCCACGCUGAAUUCACAAACUCAUGUUUCUUGAAAUAAAUCACUAACAGGCAAAGUACAUCUUUGAUCGUUCAGAACAUGUAAAACCCAUAGAAUUGUUAUGGCUCAGAAGGAGGCACAUUGUGUUUGCACUGAUUCUAUUACCUAAUGCCAAUCUUCUGCAUAUCUCCCAUAUUGCUCGAUACCUUAUCUAUCCAAGUAACUAUCUAAUGCUUUCUUGAAUGCCUCAGUUGAAUAUGCUUUCAAUGCAUUGCAAUCAUUCCUAUGUAGGGCUUAUGCCCGAGAUGUCCAUUCUCCUGCUCCUCGGCUGCUGCCUGACCUGCUUGCUUUUCCAGCACCAUAAUCCAGACUCAUUGGUCUGAACACAUAUACACCCAGGACCCUCUAUUCCUACAUGCUGCUUAGACUUUUACCCUUUAUUUUAAUUUGUCUUCCAAUGUUCUGUUGACCAAAGUGCAUCACCUCACACUUCUCUGCAUUGAAUCUCAUCUGCCACCUAUCCGCCCACACCACUUAAUUGUCAGUGUCCUUUUGGAGUUCCACACUGUCCUUCUUACCAUUUAUAAUUCUUCCAGGUUUAGUGUCAUCUAUAAACUUUGAAAUUGUCUUCUGCACACCAAGAUCCAGAGCACUAACUUAUGUUUGGAAAAGCAAGGAUCUUAAUACUUACUCUGGAGAAAUCCACUGCAAAUCUUCCUCAUAGAGUCAUAAAUCAUGGAGACAGGCCCUUUGGCCCAAACUAGUCCAUGCUGACCAAAAUGUCCAUCACC